AUGGGAGUCAUUGAGGAAGAUAAUGGGGACAUGAACCUGGGAGACACAGAGAGAGAAAGCAAACCAAAGGCGGGUAAAGCACGGGCAAAGGGAAUGCCAGACCUGAUGCUUACUGGAAGGCCAGGUGCGCUGAUCAGUGAUUGUCUGCAGGAUUGUUGCCUUGUGGGCCAGCAGCUCCAGCUGCAGAGGAAACACGUGACAGACUCGAUAGCCAAUGGCGACCUGUGUCAGGAGGGAGGAAGCCCCUCCCACUCCUGGUCGGAGGAGCACUGCAAGGAGCUGUGGGAUCGAGUGGAAGGCGCUAGAAACAAGCUGGUGCGCAUCAUCAACCCGGCCAAGCUGACGCCCUACCUUCGCCAGUGCAAGGUCAUUGAUGAGCAGGACGAAGACGAGGUGCUCAACUCCUCCCGUCUACGCAUCACCAAGGCUGGCCGUUUGCUGGACAUUCUGGGUUGUCAGGGCCAGCGAGGUCUUCAGGCCUUCAUGGAGUCCUUGGAGCUGUACCACCCGGAGCAGUACACCAAGCUGACGGGCAAGAAAGCCACCCAGCGCUGCUCCCUCAUCCUGGACGAGGAAGGACCACAGGUCCUGACUCAGUUUCUGCUGGUGGAGGUGCGACAGCUCCGAGAACAGCUUCAGAAGAGUCAGCGAUGCGAGCGCAGUGUCUCUCGCCGCUGCCAGGUGGCCGAGGACGAACGCCGCGAGUUGCGUCACGAUAGGCAGCUGCUGCACAGGCUCCAAAAAGACUGGGAGUCGGCCUGUCAAGAGGUUGGCAAGCUGAAAGAUCGACACCUGGAACAGUCGGUGAUGUACUCCAGGGUGCUGGAGGAGCAAAAUACUCAAAAAAAGCUGGUGGAGGAGCUGAGGUCCAGGCUGACUGAGGCCCAGGCACAAGCUGAAGGGAACAAAAAGAACAGCUUGGUGUCCAGCGCAGGUUCUGCUUGUCCACAUCCUGCAGCAGAAAAGCCUCCAUGCAGGAUUGAGCUUCCCAGACCCGACAACACAGGAGCUCAGGCGGGAGACCUGAAAAAUAAGGCACUGAUGGACAUGAUGCACCAGGACUGCCUGGAAGCUGCAGAUAAGAGACAGGAGCUCUGCAACAUCAUCACCAGACUCCAGGGGGAGGUAUGGAGUGCUGAGGAGCACAGGGACAAGCUCCAGUCGCAGUGUGAGCAGCUGCAGCUGAGGGUCAAGGCUCUGCAGCUGGACUGGGAGGCGGAGCAGAGGAGGAGCAUGUCCUACUUUCAGCAGAACAUCGACUUGAAAAGGGAGCGGGACGAGGCCCUGUGCAGCCGCUACAGCCUGCAGCUGGAGUACACCAACUGUCUGCUGGACAAGGACUGCCUGCGCAAACGCAACGUGCAGCUGCUGGCCAGCCUGGACCAGCGCCAGCUUGAGCUGCAGCGAGAGCGGCAAAAGAGCCAGGAGCAGAUGAAGAUCAGUCCCUGCCUGAACUGUUCCACCUUGUCGCUGAACAUUGACGACCAGUGCGACGGCCCCUGCUGCUCUCUCAACCUGGACCUCAGUCUGCCCAGUGACACCCAUCCAGACUUACCCAAGACAGAGGAGGGGAAGAAGGAAAGACAUCUCUCCACGUACACAUUUCCUCCUUGCAAGAACUCCUUUCGUAAACGAGAACAAAAUGCGACGUUGGACUUGGACUCUUGUAGCAGCGAUGACAACGACAACGUUGCAGGCGAAGGAGGCAAACCUUCUCUGAUGGACUCUUGCAGCUCAGUGCACUCCCACUUCUUCCCGCCAGACCUGCUCUCCUUGCCCGGAUCCUUGCAGAGGUUCCGCGACGGGUCCAGGUUGGACUUGGACUCGUGUUGUUCCGAUGAGACUGACGUCAUGACGGGGGAUCAAAGAAAACCUUCUAUGAUGGACUCCUGGAGCUCGGUGCACUCGCAUUACUUCCCACCUGACCUGGUCUCCCUGCCUGAUAACACCCGCAGGACCAGCAGACCCAGGGUACAACCAGUCUUUCCAACCUCGGGUCCUCUGAUCACGCCUGGAAGAGCCAGCCUGGCUGAUGACUUGACGAUAAUCGGUGGAAAUCAAACGGGGAUCUUUGUCAACUACGUUAAAGCUGGUUCAGUAGCAGAACUUUGUGGACUGAAGGAGGGCAGUGAGCUUCUUGAGCUGGAGCGAGUUCUUUUGGGCGGUGGCAGCGUGCCGUUCAGCCAGUGCACAGCUGAGGUGGCACACCUGAGUCUGCAGUGGUGGACGGAACCUUCAGCGCUCAAACACCAGAGCAACCAGGAGGCCUACGCCAAGCUGUGCGCCCGUAUCUCCCUGCCCCCUUUCAAUGGCAGCGACUCUUUUUACAUGCGGGUCAAUCUCAACAUGGAGGCUCUCUGCGACCCGUCGUACCUGGGGGUGUCCUGUGAUGACAUCAUCCACGUGACGGACACCAGGCACAAUGGCAAGUACAGCUGGCGCUGCUGUCUGGUGGACCCGGACUCUGCCAGCCCCCUGCAGGCCGGGGACAUGCCCAACUAUGACAGAGCACAGCAGCUGCUGAUGUUCCUGGUGCAGAAAGACUUCAAACAGAAGGAGAAGUCCUGUGCUCGUGUUAGACUGGUCCAGGCUGUGAACCCCAGCUGUCGUGAAGUGGCCCCCAAACAGCAGCAGGUUCUUUACACACUGAACAAACGGCAUGAAGAUCACUUCAUUCCUUACAGCCUGGUGCAGCCGAUGAAGGUCCACACCAAGCGGCCCGUCAUCUUCUCGCCCUCUCUGCUCUCCCGCGGCCUCAUUGAGAGACUCCUGAAGCCUGCGGAGUCCUGUUUGCAGUACAACACCUGUGUACCGGAGACCAUCCCGGCAUCUGAGAGGAGUGACAAGACGAUAUUCUUAUUGGAUUCCGACGAUGACGAGCCAGCGUUGGGCAUUCGGCUUCAAUCCAUGCAGGACGCCAUCAGCCAGGACAAACAUUGCUUGUUGGAGCUGGGACUGUCCUGUGUGGAGGCUUUGCUGAAACAAGACAUUUGCCCGAUUGUCAUCCACAUCCUCCCCAAGACUAAGAAACGCAAGAAAAAGAGAACCUUCUUCCUCCGCUUUGACGAGGUGGAGGACGUGUGCCAGACGGAGGAGCUGCAGCUGGAGAGUCUGCCCCUGCUCUACCACACGCUGGAGUCCAGCACCUGGAGCUGCACGGAGGAGCUGCUGGCCGCCAUACACAACGCCAUCACCCGCCAGCAGAUGGCACUAGCCUGGCUGGAAGCAGAAAGGCUGUAGGAGGAGUCUUGGUCAGCACAACACGUCUCAUUGGUUCUUUACACUCUUACUUCCUGGGUGGGAACAAUUCUCCUUUGAUCACAUUCAACUAUUUAUCCAUCACAUUCAACUAUUUAUCCAUCACAUUCAACUAUUCAUCAUCAUUCAACUAUUCACCAUCACAUUCAACUAUUCACCAUCACAUUCAACUAUUCA
This is a messenger RNA of Nerophis ophidion (straightnose pipefish), 3435 nucleotides long. RefSeq names its product caspase recruitment domain-containing protein 10. The transcript has 25 exons. Bases 1 to 3240 code for a protein of 1079 amino acids. Lineage: Eukaryota; Metazoa; Chordata; Actinopteri; Syngnathiformes; Syngnathidae. The record is from RefSeq and is a predicted model, not a curated record. Gene Ontology annotation, molecular function: protein binding. Gene Ontology annotation, biological process: regulation of apoptotic process.